AUGAGGAGUAAAUUAAUUUGUAUGUUGUUGAGUAGUGUAGUGAUAUUCACUGAAGCUAUAAUUGUACGCGACAAUGAAUUCGAGUACUCGAGUGGUGAAAGGCACUACUACGGGAACCAAGGACAACAACAGCGAAAGGUUCCACCACCGGAUGAGAGUCCUCGUGCGAACGGGCUAAAUUUCCACGAAGUGGAUGCAUUUGGCGAUGAUUUUGUAGACUUCGGUGCACAAACGGGACCGUUUGGUGCGUUCACGUGGCAUGCCAACUAUCCUGUCGAAGACCAACGGUAA
Anopheles marshallii is the source of this 291-nucleotide messenger RNA. RefSeq lists its product as uncharacterized. Bases 1 to 291 code for a protein of 96 amino acids. The transcript is spliced from 2 exons. The record is from RefSeq and is a predicted model, not a curated record. Lineage: Eukaryota; Metazoa; Arthropoda; Insecta; Diptera; Culicidae.